This is a messenger RNA of Cloeon dipterum, 2836 nucleotides long. RefSeq lists its product as uncharacterized. The transcript is spliced from 4 exons. NCBI's taxonomy places the organism in Eukaryota, Metazoa, Arthropoda, Insecta, Ephemeroptera, Baetidae. The coding region runs from base 1 to 1698 and encodes 565 amino acids. The record is from RefSeq and is a predicted model, not a curated record.
AUGAAGAAAGAACAACAGGUGGAGGAGAAAUUACGCAAAUUAGAACUUGAGCUUGGCCUCGAUUUUGGCAGCAAACAGGCAGAUUUUGAUGAGAUCUUUGCAUCAUUGCAGCUGCGUAAAAAGGAGAUGGAUCGUCUGGAAAGAAAGCUUGAAGAAACGUUCAAGGACAUUCCAGGACUGCGUUUCCACGAGAAGUACAAACACUUUGCAGUAUCAGCUAUCAAGAGAGAAAAGGAAAAAAUCCUGUCGAGGAAGGACUCGAAAUUUGUUCUUCAAGUGCUUGAAUGUGUGGUACACUUCCAAGAAACAGACGUGAUGCCGUUGAUUUUGCUGUGCAGAUACGUGACAGACGAGAUGUUUGAUGCAUUGCUUGAACCUUCAGAUGGCCUCGAUGUUGGAAACAUUCUCAAAGAAAACCAAAAUGAAGAAGGACAGCUCAAUUUGAACUGGAUUUUGAACCCGCUCAAUGAUGCAAUGCAAUACUUCAUCAAAGAAGGGAACGUAUACUGGACGAACAAGAUUCUCCAAAUCAAUGGGUCACUCGGCAAGAAGAACUUGAAGUGUGAGGCACCGAUCGACUCGAUUUCAUACUCUACAAUGAAGAAACUUCUUGAUGUGCAGAUUUCGAGGGACACAGAGAGGGACUCUGAGAUGAUGUUAACUAAUAUUUUCGGAGACCCUAAGAAUAGACACGACAUUGACAACAUCAAAACAAUCGCCAAGUCUUCCAUCGUUGGAUUGAAUAAAAACGAGAAACUUUAUAAUCUUGCACUCCACCCGCUCUGUCAAGCCAUUGUUCUACUUCAACUCGGCUGGAAAGAAUACCUUCCGUAUCAUGAUUGGCACGAGUACUUCUUCAUACUAUUCACCUCCCUAUGGCUGUACCAUGAAGUGCCUCCUGUUCUAGCAGUGAUCUCCGCCUUCUUCUCGCUCUUCAUGGUGAUUUCCCAGCACCCGUCCAUCCUACCCCUGCGUUUCAUGUUUGCUCAAAUUGUGUAUCGAUAUAUCACGGUUUCGAUCUUCUCUUUCGCGCUGAUUGGAGGAUUUGCGCUCAGCUUCUACAUGAUUGACUAUGACGAACGUUACACAGGGGGAUUGUUCAAGACACCAUUUCUGGCCAUACUCCAAGUGAUCUCCAUGAUGACAGGCGACUACUCCUUGCAAGACUUCGAAAAUGACAAAAAUAGCACAAACAUACAGUUACUCUUCAUCUGCUUCGUCAUCCUGAUCGCAUGCUGCUUAUUUAACAUGAUGAAUGGUCUUGCAUUCAACAUUACCUCGGAACUGAAGAAAAGCGCAGAAGUGUCACGCACUUUUGCUCAGUGCCAGAUGAUUGCUAAUUUUCAGUCUUUUCUUGAGAUGGCUGGUGUCAUGGAAAAAAAAUUCGGAUUGGAUUCGCUACCCUAUGAUGUUGCUAAGAUUAAAGUCAAUCUUAAAUCUGGUGCCCUUAAAAUAGCGGAGGAAUAUGAUGAAGGCUUGCAAUACCACGUUAGAGCUGCAUCGAAAGGGCAAUUCUUCUUUGAUGAAGUUGAUUUACGAACACCGAAACUCAUCAAAUGGGUUUGGAUUGACCGAAUUCACUUAAUGGAUGUCCAAAUUUUGAGAGAUCUUCAUACCAUCAGGGCGGGCGAAACCAAAACGAAGCAAAGCAUCGACAGCAGUGAUGAAGUCAAUGAAAGCGAAAGUGACAACUCUUAAUUUUUAAUCCUAUUUUUGCAAUAGUCCUUAUAAAAAAUUGGUGUAUUUUAACAUUUUUUUGCUAAUAGGAAAGACGUAAAAGGAUAAAUAUAAAAUCGUAUUAAGUAUCAAUUAGCUUUGACUUUUAUCAUUUUUCGUAUAUUAGAGAGCAGUGAAAAUGGUAACAUCCCUUCCGUGAUGAUGCGGUUUUGAAGCGCUGCAAUAGCAGUUUUUAUUUGUAUUAGUUAUUUUUCUAUUAAAAAAUUAGUUUUAUUUUGUUUGUACUGAAAUUGUAACUUACAAUUUACGUAUUAAAGACCAAAUCAUGUGGAAAAAAGCGUUCAGAUAUGAGAAAAACUUUCUUUGCGUUUAAAAGUUAUAAAAUUAAAAAAUAACGUGUAAUUAUCGGUGUUGUUAAAUUUAAUUUCAGGUUUAACAUAAAUGUGUAUUUUAGUACAGAUUUAAUUCAUUUUUAAUUUUCAACUGCAUGCGUUGAGUUUUCAGUCUUAUGUUCGAAUAAUCGGCCUACUGCAAAUUGGUUCGAUUUUUUACCUUUAUCUACAGAGAUUUUAGUUGUAGACAAAAUCUCGUCUUCAUCUGUAAAUUUUCAAUGGAGUUCUAUUCAUUGCGACAUAAACUUGAAUUAUCAGCAAAGAGCAAACUCAACGCCCAAUACAGCCGCGAAAGCGAGAUUGGCACACAGAAGAAACUGUCACUGCCCUUAUCUCGUGGAAGUCGGGGACAAAAAAGCGCACCGUUAUUUGCCACAAUAUCCGGUGGACGAACAGAGUAGCCCUUUCAAGCAACGGCGAGAGCAGCCGUGGGUCAAAUUAGGAGAAAACGUGAAAAAGGCUCCAGCCUAUGUGAACCUGCUUAAAUCUCAUCGGCCCUGAAAGUGUACAAUGUUUUGAUUUCUGUAAAUCGAGCGAAUGAAUGGGAUAAUAAAAUAAUAAGGGAGAGUCAAAAACGUUUCUUUCUCUCUGUCACGGUGAUUCGAGACCUACACUUAUUACAGAUGUUUCCAAACAAAUGAAUAUAUAUUGCUUUUAAAAUAGGAUUUCCAUUUUUACACCUCAUCUUUUAAAUUUAAGUCGUGAAAUGAAAAUGUAGCAGAUGUCUAGGGCAAGAUUAUAUUUCUCAAUUAAUUAAACAAAUUAUU